AUGUUCCAAUGGUCUAAGAAAAUAAUUUCUAUAAAUAGCGAAGCGGGUACGACCAAUUGUGCGGCGAACGAGUUCCUGUGCGGCUUCAAUGACGGCACCAGACCAGAGGCGAAUGGCUGCAAGGCCAACACCACCCUCUGUGACGGAGUGAACGACUGCGGGGACUUCAGCGACGAGUACAACUGUUUCCUGACACACCCGCAGUACUCCUGUUUCCAUGACGACGGGACAACCACCUACCGCUCAGUGAACGUGGCAAAGGCCAGUUUGUGUGACGGGGUCAAUGACUGUGGGGCCACCCAAGACCUCACCAGAUUCAGAGACGAACUCGGAUGCCAUGACGCGUCCUUCACCUGUACAUCGACCCAGUUUGCGUGUAGGAACCCAGCAGGGACCAUAGUGCAGUGUGUGGACUACACCAAAGUGUGUGAUGGGUACAAUGACUGUGGGCAAUACGGGGGAGCCACGCCAUGGCACUAUCAGGACGAGGCAGGAUGUGAUGUGUCUUGUGCCUCAAAUGAGUUCAAGUGUCCGGCUUCUGGUACUUGCAUGCUCGCAGAUGGCUCAGGGACUGCAAAAGUGUGUGACGGUGUGAACGACUGCGAAGACAUGCGCGACGAGCUAGGCUGCAACAGCAACUGUGGCCCGACUGAAGUGUACUGUGGGGGAGUGUUGUGUACUGACAAAGUGUGUGACAUGAACAAUGACUGUGGACCAGACUACCACUACGUGGACGAAGUCGGAUGCUACCAAUCUGCGGGUGAGUGUGGUGCAAGUGGGGACAAGACUAAAGUGCAGUGCAAGGACAACUCCACCUGUGUGACUCUGGCGGAGACAUGCGACGGGGACAACGACUGCGACGACUUCUCCGACGAACUCAACUGCCACGCCGCCUGUGGAUUAAGUCAAUUCACGUGUAAUACAACUUUGGCUGGUGGCCAUGUGUGUGUGAACGAGGCAGUUCUCUGUGAUGGGGUUCCAGACUGCAAUGUCACCAGAUACAACGACGAAUUAGGAUGCUCCACGUGUACACCCGCCCAGUUCCUGUGUGACGACGGAUCCUGCAUAGCCGACACUCUACUCUGCGACAACAACAAAGACUGCCCGACAAUGGAGGACGAAGCCAAUUGUGACGACAGCUGCGCGAAUGAUGAGUACGUCUGUCCCAUCACUGGUCUAUGCUUACAGCUGGACACACCCUAUGCAGCACCUGCGAUCGUCACUAAAAUAUGUGCAUUGCGGAUACCUUGUUGUGUAAUCAAGAGAACGACUGUGGUGGAGUCAAUGGAGAGGAAUAUUCGGACGAACUUGGAUGUCCAGGCGCACAAGGCUGCAAUGGAACCCAGUUUGCGUGUGAGGAUGACACCACUUGUGUGAAUAAGGCCAAGAUAUGUGACGGGGAGAACGACUGCGACGACUACUCGGACGAGGAGGGGUGCACAGUGGCGCCUUCUGAUGUCUGCAGAAACGACGAGUUCUACUGCUCUGGGACGGCAGGUACGUUCAAUUUCGACAAGUGUAUCGAUUCUUUUCACUCUGGUGCCAAUACAGAGACGUGUGACGGAGUGAACAACUGCGGCAGUACUGGAUUCGAGGACGAAUUGGGAUGUAAAGAUGCGACUAUUAACUGUGACGUCGAUGAGUGGCUGUGUCGAAAGGACUCUACAUGUGUGGACAUCACAACUCCGAAUUACUUCUGCGACGGACUCAACAACUGCGGCGACUUCAGUGACGAAGACCAUUGCGACGAUGGGUGUGGCGAGGGUGAAUACAAGUGUCCGAAUCGCAACAGGUGUGUCAAAAUGAUUGGAGGAGGUGGGAGAGAGGUGUGCGACGGGGACAACGACUGCGGAGACUUCGCCGACGAAAUUGGAUGUACCAAUGGGCCGAAUGGUUGUGCCCCGAAUCAGUUCGACUGUGGGGCAAUAGGAGGUGCCGACGAUCAGAAAUGCAUCGCAUCUGGAGACACGUGCAAUGGCGACAACGACUGCUUCUAUACAAACUCCUACGUUGACGAAAUAGGCUGCGGUACUUGUAAUGAUGACGAGUUCAGAUGCAAGAUCUCCACCCCUCAGCAGUGUGUGAAAAACACUACUUUGUGUGAUGGAAUCAACGACUGCCACGACUUCUCAGACGAACAACACUGUGCUUUCGGUACAUGUGGGGCUAACAAGGACCAUUUCCACUGCAACAAUGGCUCUAAUGUAUGUGUCCCGGAGGGUGCAGAGUGCGACGGGUACAAAGACUGCGACCUCGGAGAGGACGAACACGGAUGCUUCAUUGGUACGUCGACCACGCAGUCCUGUGACUCGUCCUCAUUCUACUGUGGACUGGGUGCGACUAAUGUCCUUCCAGCAGACAACACAGCUGGAUGUGUGGCCACUAGCAAACUGUGCGAUGGCUACAACGACUGCGACAACUUCGGAGACGAGAUCAACUGCGAUGACAAACUGGCAAACACCUGCGGAGAGAAGCAAUACGAGUGUUUCGAGACAGCCAACAGGUGUGUGGAUGCUGACCCAGGGGGGACGAACCUGGUCUGCAACGGGGAGAACGACUGCGGAUCAUUUGAGGAUGAGUUGGGGUGUGGCACUACAUGUGGGAUCUAUGAGAUGACGUGUGCCAAUGGCAACUGCAUCACCACUGCCCUGGAUGGCUCAGCUGAGCAGAGGUGUGACACAUUCAACGACUGCGGAGACUACAGCGACGAGUUCCUCUGUGACGACAUGAUUAACCUCACACCCGAUACUUAUACUUGCACUGGGAAUGACAAUGAGUUCCAAUGUUGGGACGGUUCUUGCAUCAAAGACAGCGAGACUUGCGAUGGGAAAACGGACUGUCCCUCCUAUGACGACGAGCUCAACUGUCUCGGCAGGGUAGCCGGGUGUGGAUCCAAGACUGACUUCGCCUGCUAUGAUGACUCAAAAUGUGUCACUUAUGAUAAAUUGUGUGAUGGAACUGAUGAUUGUGGCGACAAUUCUGAUGAAGCUGACUGCAAUAACCCAGCUGGUCUGGCAGACUGUCCAGUGAAGACUCUCUACGACGGAGCAGCCGAGUCAACCUUCAAAUACACAGUGAACAUUGGCCCAACAGACCCUGGAUACGGGGCGUGGCUUAAUUGCGAUCUCACUUUUUCAUUCACAAACAACGUCUGCAUCUCCUUCACAACUUUCGACCUCCAAAUCAACGACACUAAAACGGGAUUGUGCAGAGAUUACGUGGAAAUAGAGGUUGGAGGAGUUACCAAUGGGCCUUACUGUGGCGCUACCAACCCCUUCCCCGCCGGAGCCGGAUUCAAUGGGGGGCCGGGAGCAGCCGUGGUCAGGUUCAGAUCAGACCUCAAUGCCUACGCCGAUGGUAUCACUAUAGUUGCCGAAGAUUGCGGUAAGUAG
Molecule: messenger RNA, 3392 nt
Organism: Symsagittifera roscoffensis
Lineage: Eukaryota; Metazoa; Xenacoelomorpha; Acoela; Convolutidae
Product: low-density lipoprotein receptor-related protein 1B-like
Cellular component (GO): plasma membrane
Molecular function (GO): protein binding
Source: RefSeq, a predicted model, not a curated record